Messenger RNA from Malassezia vespertilionis, 1764 nucleotides. RefSeq lists its product as uncharacterized. Gene Ontology annotation, biological process: amino acid transmembrane transport. Bases 1 to 1764 code for a protein of 587 amino acids. The transcript has a single exon. The record is from RefSeq and is a predicted model, not a curated record. Lineage: Eukaryota; Fungi; Basidiomycota; Malasseziomycetes; Malasseziales; Malasseziaceae. Gene Ontology annotation, molecular function: amino acid transmembrane transporter activity. Gene Ontology annotation, cellular component: membrane.
AUGGGUUUCUUAAAAUCUUGGCUGGAUGGCUUCAAGCCAGCCGUGAAUGUGGCUUAUGGUACCGAACCGUCUUAUGCCGACACGGAUGGUAUUUCUACUUAUGAAAAAGCGUCUGUUCUCGGAAGAGAUGAGUUUGCAAACACCGCUGUUGCUGUAAAAACCGAAAAUAACGGUGUUGCAUUUGUGCCAGAAAAGACAGCAUUGAAAAGAAACCUGGCUGGCAGGCAUAUUCAGUUCAUUGCACUGGGUGGAAGUAUAGGAACAGGUCUCUUUAUUGGCUCAGGAAGUGCCUACGCCGAGGGCGGUCCUGGCUCGCUCAUGAUUGCAUUCCUUGUCAUCGCAGUAAUGCUUGUUACUACCGUCUUUGCAUUGGGUGAGCUGGCAGCUGUUUUGCCUGUAUCCGGUGCAUUUUCUACAUAUUCAACCCGCUUUGUCGAUCCAUCAUGGGGCGUUGCAAUGGGUUGGAAUUACUGGCUCCAAUGGCUGGUGGCGCUACCACUUGAACUAACCGCCGCGACAAUAAUUAUCCAAUUCUGGGACAGUGAAGAAGUUGUACCUAAAGGCGUUUGGAUUGCUAUUGGACUGCUAAUUAUCAUUGCCAUCAAUCUUUUUGGUGUGCGUGGAUAUGGUGAAUUUGAAUUCAUUGCGUCAUUACUCAAGGUCAUUGGGUGCAUUGGGUUCAUCAUUUGUGCCAUUGUUAUUGAUUGUGGUGGCACACCGGGCACACCUGGUUCGGAGGGAUAUCUUGGAGCGCGUGGAUGGCAUGUCCCUGGAUACGGUGCAUUUGUGAAUGGGUUCAAGGGUUUUUGCAGUAUUUUUAUUACUGCAGCUUUUGCGUUCUCUGGCACCGAGCUUGUGGGUCUCGCUGCUGCCGAGACGUCUAACCCAAGGAAACAAUUGCCGAAAGCUGCGAAGCAAGUACUUUUCAGGGUUCUAAUCUUUUACAUUCUUUCGUUGUUUAUGAUUACGCUGAUUGUUCCCCCCAAUAUGCAGGAGCUCAAUGGCUCAGGCGACGGAAAUGAUCCUCGUGCUUCGCCAUUUGUGAUUGCUAUUCAGAUCGGCGGAAUCAAAGCCCUUCCGCAAAUCUUCAAUGCCGUCAUCUUAAUUUCUGCGCUCUCUGUCGCAAACGCGUCAGUGUAUGGUGCUAGUCGUACUCUUUUGGCCUUGGCUGAACAAGGCGGAGCACCCCCCAUUUUCAAGUACGUUGACAGAGAAGGAAGGCCGCUUCCCGCCGUCAUUGUUUCGCUUCUUUUUGGCUUGUUGGGAUUUUUAAUUUACUAUGCGUCACAAUCUACCGUCUUUGACUGGCUGUUGGCCAUUUCUGGCCUUUCUUCAAUUUUCGCUUGGGCAUCUACUUGCCUAGCCCAUAUUCGGUUUCGCAAGGCAUGGAAGUUGGAAGGCAACCCCCUGUCGCUCUUGCCUUGGGCAUCUCCCUUGGGUGAAUUGGGUUCCUGGGUCGGUCUGUCUCUUAAUAUUAUUGUCGUAUGUGCAGCAUUUUACGAGGCCGCAUUUCCAAUUGGCGAAAGCGAAAUGAAUGCGUCCGACCGAGCCAAUGCAUUCUUCCAAAGCAUGAUCUCGCUUCCAAUUGUCCUUGUCUUCUUUUUAUUGCACAAGCUUAUUUCGCGCAGUCGCUACGUCCGUUUGAACGAGAUCGAUAUUCACACUGGCCGCCGUGAUCCUGUAUCUUUGGAAGUAUUGGAAGAAGAACGUGCGGAAGAACGCGCAAAACCACUGUUUUGGAAAAUAUUUGACGCUAUCUUCUGA